GCAGCCGCACAGGUUCAAACUUGAAAUAUUGGCGCGCCACAAGUCCUUCCCAAUAACCUCUUUGGAUGUCUUGUAUGUGUUUACUGAUGUUUGACAGACAUCUGCAUGGAAUUGGAUAUUAUCAAUGACCAGUUCAUAUCCUGGAGUUAAACUCUCCUCCAUCAAUGGGCACCUGAUUUGUGGACUGUGUGGUGGUUAUCUAAUAGAUGCGACUGUUCUAACAGAAUGCAUCCAUGUCUUCUGCAGAAGCUGCAUCCUCAAGUAUUUAUUGGAGCACAAAAUUUGUCCACUAUGUCAAAGUUUGAUACAGGAAACUAGACCUGGUCAAGCCCUCCGUCCUGAUGUCGCUCUACAGCGGAUUGUAUAUAAAUUAGUCCCAGGUCUACUGAAGACUGAGAUGAAAAGAAUCACGGAAUUCAAAGAAUUGUAUUUAAAAGAGUUAUCCUGUGCGGACAAAAUUGUUUGCACCAAGAAAAUUUUCCCCAAAAACUGCAAUCCCUGUAGCACUGUUAGUUAUAGCAUUUCGGAUCUUUGUUCUUCGCCCCUUCCAACUGCUCUUGCAACUCGGUCGCUUUCUAAAAGUCCAUGCGGACUUGUUUCUUCAACUCAUGCAACUCAAAUGCUUGUUUCCAACCGUUUACCAACUUCUGCCGCAUUUCUAGUAGCAGAUGAUGAGUUUGUGAGCUUGGCUUUAAUACAUUUAACAAGUUUUCCGUCAUAUUCAAAAAUAUCUGAAUCCGUAGUUUGCAAACGUCACGACAGUUUCAAAUUAGCUUCAAGAAGUGAAUCUAGUCGUUCCCAACCGCCUUCACCACUUUCUAAUGAACAGUAUUCUAACUCAAUAUAUCUUUUAUGUCCGGCUGUAGUAACUGUCGCUAACCUCCAUCAUUUAUUGCUAUCCAAAUAUCAACUUGAUCCUGCCAGACAAAUUGUAGAUUUAUACCUUGAUGGAGAAUGUUUAGAACCAUCUCAUAGUCUGCGUGAAGUAGCAUUUUUAUAUUCAUUUCCCACGCGAAGUCAGUGUAUGUACUUGCAGUUUGUUUUUACAGAAGCAUGUUCAGCUUGGUGGGGGACGCCGAUGCCACAUCUUGAGCGACUACAGCCAAAACGUUCUAAUACUUCUUUCAAAGAUCACUACACAGACUCUAAUUCCAUAAAUAUUUGCCUCUCUAGCCUCAAUCAUGCUACUAAGUUGUGCCAAACCUCAAACAAUGCCAAAUGAAGCCAUUUCCUGUAUCCAUAAAUAUAUGCUUGAUUUCGAUAUUUGUAAAUGUUGUAUCAUCCGGUUAACUAAUGGUCGCUGUCAACAAAUAGAUUUACUUAAUGUCUUUCAUUCACAAGCAUAUCCUGAUGAGUUUAUAUGUAAACUUUGUUUUGGCCUGUUGCAUAAUCCUUAUUUAUGUGAUAUUCCACGAAAUCUUAAUGAAUCACAAAAUGAAAUGGAAUUUACCAAUGAGGAAUUUGAUAAAUAUGUUUUACUCUAUUUAUAUAAAGAGUUAAAUGGAUCCCGUUAUCAAUAUACAGCAUAUCAACUUCGGGUCACUGAACCGAUCAAUAUUAUACUACGUGAACAAUUUUUAUGGGAUGAAUUAAUUUGUAUGUCGAUUGAUCAUGUAAACAAUACUUCGAAUAGUAGUACUAUUGAGAAAUUGAAUAAUCCACAGAUAACAUUCACUAAAGAUGAUAUCAAUGCAUUGAGAUCAUAUGCUAUUCCAGUAAAAACUGCAUGGAAAUGGAUUGUAGAUGAAAAGUUAUCAUCUUUACUGAAAGCUCCAUUGAUUUACUCUUUACGCAAUGAUACUGAAUUAAAACUAAUUAAAACCAAUGAAUUAAUUGUUAACAAUUCAAAUUAUGAUCAAGAAUCAAAUAUUAUUUGUAUAACUGUAGAAUUUGCAAAUUUCUUCAUACAAUCAGAUUAUAAUGAAUUUCUAAGUUAUUUAGAACGUUCUCCAUUAAAUGCUAUACGUUCUUGGCUUGUUCGUUCAAAAAGUAUUAAAAUACCACGUAAGCGUUCAAGGUUUCAUUAUGAAAAAGAAUUAAACAUGAAUCCUUCAGAAAAGGAAUUAUUCAAAGAUGAAAAAGUCAUAGAAGAAUUAACAACAAAAACAUUGUCUUCUCAAACGUUCAAUUCUAAUGUAAAUUCAUCCAUUUGCAAUCCUUACUCUGUGAUUAAUAUUGGUUAUACUUUGCCAAAAUCAUUUCAUUUUUCUCGAGGACUUUUAACAGAACUUAUUCCUCUGUUAAAAGAUGUUUGUUUGCAAUCAAAUUAUUUAAGGAAAAUUUCUUCAAGCAAUUGUUCACCUGCAUUCAUAACAUCUUUGGAAAUAGUUCGAAGUGUACCGCUUUAUUUGGCUGGUCGUUAUGUGAAAUUAAGUCGACGUUUGUCUCAAUCCCCAUGGAUAAUUGGAUCGCAGCGUAAAUUAGAUUCAUCUGUAGAAGAACUUAUCACUCAACCAAUAUUACCUCGAUUUGGUGCAAAUGCUCAAAGUUGUUUUAUUACAUCUGGUAGAGAAGAUGUUGAUGUUAGAUGUCUUGGAUUGGGUCGACCAUUUGCAAUCGAACUUAGCAACUAUGAAUUAUUACCGUCACAAAUUAUUCAACGAUGGUCUGUUAACAAUAACCUUGAUGUAGAAUGUAAUGAAGAUGAACCAUUGGAUUUAUUGAAACUGGCAUCGUUUAUCAAUUCGACAACCCAGGGUCGAGUGUUUAUACGAGAUUUACAGUUAGUCUCGUCAAAAUCUGCUACAGCUGCAUUAAAAUUAGGUGAAAUGCAUAAAGCCAAAUGUUAUCGAGCUGUUUGUUGGUGUCCUCAAGGUGGAAUUAAUACUGAAUUACUUAUGAAAAUGCUACAGUAUACUACUUUGUUAAAUCGAACAAAUGAAAAUAUUGAUCAUGUGAAUACGAUUCAUUGGCCUCCUAAUAAAAUAAAUUCUAUAAAAUAUGGAAAAAUUUAUUUUGGUCCAUUGGAUAUUCAUCAACUUACACCUAUACGUGUAUUGCAUAGAAGACCAUUGCUAAAUCGUAAAAGAACCAUCUAUCAUUUAUGUUUUAUGUCUUAUGUGGAAACGAUAGGAGCUAAUAUUUUCGAGUUCGAUGAUUUUAAAUCAUGGUCAAAGCUAUAUCCAGAAGAUGAACUGUUCAUAUUAGAAAUUCGUUGUGAAGCUGGCACCUAUGUGAAAGAACUUGUUCAUGGAGAUCUUGGUCGAUGUAAUCCUAGCUUAGCAAGUAUAUUUGGUCGUCAAUUAGAUAUAUUAGCGUUAGAUGUAAUCGGUGUUGAACUUGAUUGGCCUACACGUCUAAAAGAUCCUAUACUCAAUUAAUUUCUAAAGUGAAAAUAUUUUUAUUGUAAAAAAUUCCUUUAUCAAGGCAUUGUAUAUUCCAUAAUAGUUUAUGUGCAAAACCAAAUGAA
Schistosoma rodhaini is the source of this 3409-nucleotide messenger RNA. NCBI's taxonomy places the organism in Eukaryota, Metazoa, Platyhelminthes, Trematoda, Strigeidida, Schistosomatidae. The record is from the annotation of a GenBank genome assembly.